Molecule: messenger RNA, 1909 nt
Organism: Abrus precatorius (Indian licorice)
Lineage: Eukaryota; Viridiplantae; Streptophyta; Magnoliopsida; Fabales; Fabaceae
Product: pectinesterase-like
Exons: 2
Coding region: 26-1687 (553 amino acids)
Biological process (GO): cell wall modification
Molecular function (GO): pectinesterase inhibitor activity; pectinesterase activity
Source: RefSeq, a predicted model, not a curated record
AGAGCAGCAAGUGCCUUAAAACAGCAUGGCUCCCCAACAAUCUCUGUUAAACAAGCCUACAAAAUCCCAUUUCAAAACUAUCUUCUUAGUCGUCUCCAUAGCUGCUGUCAUAAGCUCAUCAGCCCUUAUUGCUUCUUACUUCAUCAAUCCCACCUCUUUCUUCAACCUCUCCUCACCAAACCAUCUCUGUGAUCAUGCUCUUGAUACUGCAUCCUGCUUGGCACAUGUCUCUGAAGUAGCUCAAGGUCCUUUCUUGAGCACCCCCACAAAAGACCACAAAUACAAUUUGCUGCACUCCUUCCUAAUGAAGUCCAAUUCACACAUUCAGAAUGCUAUGGACACAGCCAAAGCUAUUAAACAAAGGAUCAACAAUCCGAGGGAGGAAGCAGCCUUGCGGGACUGCGAGGAACUGAUGGAGUUGUCGAUGGACAGAGUUUGGGACUCAAUGGUGGCUCUCACUAAAGACACCACUGAUUCUCAGCAAGAUGCACACACGUGGCUAAGCAGCGUCCUCACUAACCAUGCAACUUGCUUGGAUGGAUUAGAGGGCACCGCUAAGGCCCUUAUGGAGGCUGAGCUAAAGGACUUGAUCUCGAGAGCAAGAACCUCUCUGGCCAUGCUUGUUGCUGUUUUGCCAAAGGACCAAAAACUCAUUGAAGAGCCACUAAAUGGGGACUUUCCUUCAUGGGUGACAAGCAAAGAUAGGAAGCUUUUGCAGUCUUGGGGUGGGGAUAUUCAGGCCAAUGUUGUGGUGGCUGCAGAUGGGAGUGGCAAGUUCAAGACUGUGGCAGAGGCCGUGGCAUCCGUACCCGACAAGCAUAAGACGAGGUACGUCAUUUACGUGAAAAAGGGAACGUACAAAGAGAACGUUGAAAUUGGUAGCAAAAAGUGGAACGUGAUGCUGGUGGGCGACGGUAUGGAUUCAACUAUUAUCACCGGCAGCUUGAAUCACGUCGACGGAACAGGCACCUUCCAAACUGCCACUGUUGCGGCGGUGGGCGAUGGAUUCAUAGCCCAAGAUAUUAGGUUCCAAAACACAGCAGGGCCACAGAAGCACCAGGCAGUGGCUCUCCGGGUGGGGGCGGACCGGUCCGUCAUAAACCGGUGUCGCAUAGACGCCUAUCAAGACACUCUUUAUGCCCACUCGAACAGGCAAUUCUACCGUGAUUCCUUCAUCACCGGCACCAUUGACUUCAUCUUUGGAAACGCAGCUGUUGUGUUACAAAAGUGCAAGCUGGUGGCCCGAAAGCCCAUGGCUAACCAGAAGAACAUGGUGACGGCCCAAGGAAGAGAUGAUCCAAACCAGAACACAGGAACUUCAAUUCAGCAAUGUGAUGUAAUUCCAAGCACCGAUCUUAAGCCUGUGAUGGACUCCAUUCCAACUUUCCUGGGCCGCCCGUGGAAGAAUUUCUCCAGAACCGUUGUGAUGCAAUCGUUGCUGAGCAACCAUAUUGACCCAGCUGGAUGGGCCGAAUGGGAUGACAAGAGUAAGGACUUUUUGUACAAGUUGUAUUACGGAGAGUAUAUGAAUAAGGGGCCAGGUGCUGGUACCGCCAAGAGGGUGAAUUGGCCUGGUUACCAUAUCAUCACAAGUGAAGCCGAAGCCUCCAAGUUCACCGUAAAACAGUUCAUCCAAGGUGAUGUAUGGUUGAAGAACACUGGGGUCAACUACAUUGAGGGCCUCUAGCAGUGGGUUUUAUAGAGCAGGCCUGUGCUUGUUUAAUAUUAUAAAUAAAAGCCCUGUGCUGUUUUGCAAAAUGAAGUUUGGAAAAUCGCUAUUAUGAGAAAUUCCAAUAGCCUCUUAGUUCCCACGUACUGCAUCUAAUAUGAAAAAUAUAUUUGUUCAACUUAACCCAACUUCGUCUUUGUUUCUCUUAAUGGAGAUAUGAAUAUACAGCCGGGGUUAUGC